Messenger RNA from Mercenaria mercenaria, 1106 nucleotides. Its product is annotated as elongation factor Ts, mitochondrial-like. Bases 84 to 1037 code for a protein of 317 amino acids. The record is from RefSeq and is a predicted model, not a curated record. The transcript is spliced from 6 exons. Gene Ontology annotation, molecular function: protein binding; translation elongation factor activity. Gene Ontology annotation, cellular component: mitochondrial matrix. Lineage: Eukaryota; Metazoa; Mollusca; Bivalvia; Venerida; Veneridae. Gene Ontology annotation, biological process: mitochondrial translational elongation.
UACGAAAUGACCAAAAUUGGGGCGAGUUGACUUGGGGACGAAUUGACUUGAUACCGGUGAUACAGUAACUUAUCGCCUCGGACAUGCUGUCAGGAUUAACAAGGUUGCGGGGAUGGACGUCGGGUCUGCAGUCAGUACGCCUGCUUACAGUACAAACUGACGCUAAGGUGGCUGUGGAUAAAGCUAUGCUGAGCAAGUUACGGAAGAAGACUGGAUACCCAAUGAUAAACUGCAAGCAAGCUCUAGAACAGUUCAACAAUGACAUAAAACAGGCUGAGUCCUGGAUGAGAGAGGAAGCCCAGAAAGCUGGCUGGGCGAAAGCUGGUAAACUGCAGGACAGGGCGAUGUCUCAGGGUCUUGUUGGAAUGAUACAGGAUGACUCUGCUGUUACAGUGGUCGAGGUCAAUUGUGAAACAGACUUUGUAGCAAAGAAUGAGAAUUUCCAAGCACUGGUUAACCAGCUGGCUGAAGCCUGUCAUAGAAAUAUGGCUGCAAAAGGUGAAGAAAAGAUUGUUUUAGAAAAGGAUGCUGUGAAUUCUCUACCAGAUGAAGGGAAAACAUUGGCAGAUUACGUUGCUUUAGAGAUUGGUAAUCUUGGAGAAAAUAUUGCAUUACGGCGAGCUGCAUAUAUAAGAAAUGAUCCGUCUACAAUAAUGAGUACAUUUGUCCAUGCAGCAGGUCCACAUAUUUCUAAGGACAGGUGUAAGAUGGGAAAAUUUGCUGCCAUUGUGAAACUCGAAGCUCCUGAUGUAGACGAUAUAGCCAAACAGUUGUGCCAGCAUGUAGUCGGAAUGAACCCAACAGAAAUAGGGGAAUGGCAAUUAAAACCAGUUAAUAAAAAAGAAGCAAAGAAAAAGAAGAAAGGAGAAAGUGAAUCUAAAGAAAGAGUUGAACCUGCGGAAGAAAAAAGACUUCUUGAUCAGGAAUUUUUGUUAGAGCCUGGUUUUACUGUAAGAAGUUUCUUGCAAGAUAAUGGACCUAAAGUGGUUGAUUUUGUUAGAUUAGAAUGUGGUGAGGAUUUAGGUGAAGAUGAUUGAGUAGUAACAGAUCACAUAAAAGUUGUUUUGACAAUAAAAUUGUUGUAAAAUAAAAAAUAUAUACAUGUA